UUUCGCCCCCCUAUAUUACCAUCGCCUGGCGGGCAAAAACCCUAAAAAAAAAACAAAACAUUCCUCUGAUUCCCAAAUCCAAAAUCCAAAUUUCACGGUUUGCUCCUCUCAUUCAAUCUCCUCUCAUCGUUACUUUAAUCGAUCUUACUACUCAAUUGCUUUCAAUUCACAUAAACCUACCGUUAUUUUGUUCUUAUUCGAUUCAAAUCUCGAUUUUACUGUUGCAAAUUGAACAAUUCAUGUAUAUUGUCAUCAGAAAUCUCGUAUUUGUUGGAGAGUAAAAGCGUUUUCUGGGUAAUUGGAUCCAGAUUCAUCAAAUCUUUCUGUUAAUGUGGAGAUUCAACUCAUGGACUUGAAUUCCUCGCCUUUACCAGAAGAAGAUGACUCGAUACGUGGGGAUAACAAUGUGAAAUAUCAGUUAACUGGAAGAGAGAGAGUGUCGAGCUUCGAGACCAUGGAACAAGAAAGAGGAAAUAAGGGAUCAAAAAGAAGAUAUGUGGACGUGGACCCCAUGCAUAUGUCUGAGCCAUCUAAGCGUAGCCAGGGAUUCCGGGAUAAAAACAACGGAUCCUUUGACCGAAAUAGCCUUCCUCCAGGAUGGUUGGACUGCCCUCCAUAUGGGGAUGCAGUCGAUUUUAUUAUCCCUUCAAAAGUCCCUCUUGGAGAGUCUUUUAAUGACAAGAUUCCUUAUAAUAAAAGAUAUUCUCCUCAACAAGCAAUUCGUCACCAAAGAAGUUUAGGAAGAGAACUAGGUUUAGUAAUAGAUCUAACAAAUACCAAUCGGUACUAUCGCGAGUCAGACUGGACAAGAGAAGGUAUUAAAUAUUUGAAGAUCAGGUGUGCAGGAAGGGAUGCAGUGCCUGAUAAUGAGUCUGUAGAAAAAUUUCUUCAGGAGGUGUCCCGUUUCAGCUCCCAACAUGCUCAAUCAAAUAAGUAUGUUCUUGUCCAUUGUACACAUGGUUAUAAUCGGACAGGUUAUAUGAUCGUUAAUUUUCUCAUGCGGUCGGAAUCGGUUUCUGUCACAGAAGCGAUACAGAUAUUUUCUGAAGCACGUCCUCCAGGGAUCUACAAGCAAGAUUAUAUCGAUGAUUUAUACAAUCUCUUUGGUGAACAAAUGCCUGAAAAUUUUGUUUGCCCGCAAACCCCGGAAUGGAAGAGGUCACCUGAUCGGGAUGAUGACGAUGCAACUGCUAGUUUGCAGGAUAAUGACGUGCAAGCAAGCCAGAUGACAAACGAUGAUAUAUUGGGAGAUGCGGUGCCAUUUAACCAGAUAGAACCAAUGAGGCAAUUUUGUAAUCAAGUUCUUAAGUUGAAUAACCGGGGAAGAGGAAAGCCACGAUUUCCGGGAUCACAUCCCGUUUCUCUUAGCAGGGACAACUUACAGCUUUUGAGACAGCGGUACUAUUAUGCCACAUGGAAAGCCGACGGGACACGAUACAUGAUGUUAAUAACUUGGAAUGGAUGUUAUUUAAUCGAUAGAAAUUUCAAUUUCCGAAGUGUUCAGUUGCGGUUUCCAUGCGGAAACGUUAAUGAGGGUGCAGCUGGAAACACUCAUAAUUAUACUUUACUUGACGGAGAAAUGAUAGUUGAUACUGAUCCUAGCACACACAAGCAGGAAAGGAGAUACCUCAUUUAUGAUCUUAUAGCAAUCAACAAAACAUCACUUGUAGAUCACCCUUUUAGUGACAGGUGGAAGAUACUUGAGAAUGAAGUUAUUAAACCUAGGAACACUGAACGAGACCAUUUGAUCAAAAUGAUCAAAAGUGGAAAAACUCCGUACUACAGAUAUGAUUUGGAACUAUUUAGGGUGAGAAGGAAAGAAUUCUAUCUACUCUCUGCUGUAUCUAAGCUUCUUAAAGUGUUCAUUCCAAGCCUUCCUCAUGAAUCAGAUGGUCUCAUUUUCCAGGGUUGGGACGAUCCAUAUGUGCCUCACACACAUGAAGGUCUUUUGAAGUGGAAGUAUCCUGAAAUGAACUCUGUUGAUUUUCUCUUGGAGGUGGGAAACAAUAAUCGUCCUAUGCUUUUUAUAAAUGAGCGUGGGAGAAAGAAGCCAAUGGAUGGAAGUCGAGUUGUUUUUAGAGAUCCAACAGUAGAUAUAUAUUCAUUAUCAGGAAAGAUAAUAGAAUGUUCAUGGGAUUCUGAGGAAGAUGUUUGGGUCUUUAUGCGAAUGCGGCCCGACAAGUCAACACCGAAUGAAUUUAUAACCUUCAAAAAGGUUAUGAGGAGCAUCAAGGAUAAUAUCACGGAAGAAGUUGUAUUGAAUGAGAUCAAUGAUAUUGUUCGUCUUCCUAUGUAUGCCGACAGAAUAAGCAAUGAUAAAAAAGCCUUUGAGAAGAACGGAAGGCGCAAAUAAUGAAAUAACGAGUCUCUCUCAAAUCAUACAUGUAACAAUAUAAUACAGAGAGGCGACGGUAUACAACACUUGGAUGGAUCUCCAUGGUCAUUCGUGUAUUGUAGCAUUAUGAUUACUGAUUUAUUGAUUCUUCUGGUAGGCAUAGGUUAUAUGGUUUGGAAAAUGUAGUUUUUAUAGGUGGUUCAAAUUUUUGGUUCUGGUAUUGGAUUUGGACACUAAAGAACAUAAAACUGCAUAAAUAGGAUGCAUCAGUUGUCUUUUGAUGA
This is a messenger RNA of Helianthus annuus (common sunflower), 2619 nucleotides long. RefSeq names its product mRNA-capping enzyme. Lineage: Eukaryota; Viridiplantae; Streptophyta; Magnoliopsida; Asterales; Asteraceae. The coding region runs from base 347 to 2353 and encodes 668 amino acids. The record is from RefSeq and is a predicted model, not a curated record. Gene Ontology annotation, molecular function: mRNA guanylyltransferase activity; mRNA 5'-triphosphate monophosphatase activity; protein tyrosine/serine/threonine phosphatase activity. The transcript has 18 exons. Gene Ontology annotation, biological process: protein dephosphorylation; 7-methylguanosine mRNA capping.